Molecule: messenger RNA, 1419 nt
Organism: Penicillium digitatum Pd1
Lineage: Eukaryota; Fungi; Ascomycota; Eurotiomycetes; Eurotiales; Aspergillaceae
Product: putative cell surface receptor/MFS transporter (FLVCR)
Biological process (GO): transmembrane transport
Cellular component (GO): membrane
Molecular function (GO): transmembrane transporter activity
Source: RefSeq, a predicted model, not a curated record
AUGUCGACUCUUGAGCGCUCUCGGGAUAUAGAGCAGGGCUCUCGACCUAUCUACAAGGUCUAUAAGCGACGCUUCUGGGGUCUGGCCCAGCUGGUAUUGCUAAAUAUCGUCGUUAGUUGGGAUUGGUUGACCUUUUCGUCUAUCUCAACAACGGCCGCGGAGUACUUUGAUGUCUCGGAGAGCGCUAUUAACUGGAUGAGCACUGGCUAUCUCUUCGCCUUCUGUGCUGUUAGCCCCAUCGUUAUCUGGAUCCUGAACAAAGGCGGCCCCAAACCAGCUAUCAUCACCACCGCCACACUCCUACUAGUGGGUAACUGGCUCAGAUAUGCUGGUACCAGAGCGAAUGGCGGUAUAUUCGGACUCGCGAUGUUCGGCCAAAUCCUAAUAGGAUUCGCGCAGCCCUUCUGCCUCUGCGCACCAACCCGAUACAGCGAGCUCUGGUUCUCAGAUAAGGGCCGCACGAGCGCAACAGCAGUCGCCAGUCUCGCGAAUCCACUGGGCGCUGCCCUGGGCCAGCUGAUCGACUCGGAAUGGGCGUCGAAACCCUCUGAUAUACCAAAUAUGGUCCUGUACAUUUCGAUCAUCUCAACCGUCGCAGCAAUCCCAUCGUUCUUCCUCCCAGCAUCACCACCAACACCCGCAAGCACAUCCGCCGCAAAGCCGCACACACCACUGGGUGCAGCAGUACGCGAACUAACUAGCGCGCGUGAAUUCUGGCAGAUUUUCAUUCCAUUCUCUGUAUAUGUGGGCUUCUUCAACAGCGUCUCCUCACUGCUAAACCAAAUCCUCAGUCCGCACGGGUUCUCCGAGACAGAAGCCGGUAUUGCAGGCGCCAUCCUGAUUGGGGUAGGACUCGUCACGUCGGCGAUCAUGUCGCCAAUAACAGACCGGUACAAGCACUACCUGGGCAGUAUCCGAGUGCUGGUACCAGUGGUGGCAGUCACGUAUAUCGGGCUGAUCUUCGCGCCGGGCAGUGCGGCCGGAAUACCGCCUUCGUAUGUGGUUAUGGCACUACUGGGCGCAGCGUCGUUCGCGAUGCUACCCAUAACGCUAGAGUAUCUCGCUGAGAUUACGUACCCUAUCUCUUCGGAGAUUGGGAGUACCAUCUGUUGGACGGGUGGGCAGUUGCUUGGUGCGUGCUUUAUUCUUAUUCAGGAUGCGUUGAAGGCUGGAGCUGGGGCUGAACCGCCGUAUAAUAUGCGGAAUGCAUUGGUCUUUGCGGCUGUGGUUGCUGUUGCAGCUGCACCGUUUCCGUUGACCGUUGGGCUUUUUGGAAGGAGUGUUCAUCGUCGUAGGUGGGAGGUCGACCGUGGUGUUGAGGUACAGGAGGUUAGGGACGUGGCUCGGACGGAUGAGAAAGUUAAGACGGUUAGAUCUGAUGAUUUUGCCGUGGCAACUGAUACCCCGAUCAAGACUUGA